This is a messenger RNA of Sander lucioperca (pikeperch), 1039 nucleotides long. It is a transcript of the gene polr2h, whose product is annotated as RNA polymerase II, I and III subunit H. The record is from RefSeq and is a predicted model, not a curated record. The transcript has 6 exons. Bases 269 to 721 code for a protein of 150 amino acids. Gene Ontology annotation, molecular function: DNA-directed RNA polymerase activity. Gene Ontology annotation, biological process: DNA-templated transcription. NCBI's taxonomy places the organism in Eukaryota, Metazoa, Chordata, Actinopteri, Perciformes, Percidae. Gene Ontology annotation, cellular component: RNA polymerase III complex; RNA polymerase II, core complex; RNA polymerase I complex.
AGUAAAAAUAAGGUUAAAACGUUUGCCGAUAUAUUUUCAACCGGAAGUAGUUUGCGUGUCAGAGGAUGAGCACAUUGUUUCUCGGCGGUACAAUCUGUUUUACGCUCAGUAACGGUAAUGAAUGAAGUUUUACUCUAAUAAGACAUCUUGCGCACACUUUGUGUAAACACACGUUGCUACACAGAGAAACCGAGUGACUGCGACGUUAUUCUGUGGACAAUCUAAUACGAGAACGUCUUCGUAUUUGAGUUCAUAGACCAGGACAGAGAUGGCUGGAAUUCUGUUUGAGGACAUCUUUGAUGUAAAGGACAUUGAUCCCGAUGGCAAGAAGUUUGACAGAGUAUCUCGUCUACAUUGUGAAAGUGAAUCUUUUAAGAUGGACCUUAUCUUGGAUGUGAACAUUCAGAUCUAUCCUGUUGAUCUUGGUGACAAGUUCAGACUGGUUAUUGCCAGCACGUUAUAUGAAGAUGGAACGCCAGAUGACGGAGAGUACAAUCCUCAGGAUGACCGGCCAUCUAGGGCGGACCAGUUUGAUUAUGUGAUGUAUGGGAAGGUUUACAAGAUAGAGGGCGAUGAGACUUCAACAGAAGCAGCCACACGCCUCUCUGCCUACGUGUCUUACGGUGGCCUUCUCAUGAGGCUGCAGGGAGAUGCCAACAACCUUCACGGCUUUGAGGUGGACUCCAGGGUCUACCUCCUCAUGAAGAAACUGGCCUUCUAAAACCCAACUCUGCCUGCCCACUUACCCUGGUUCUUCCACUGCCACAGUCAACUUUAAAGUCAUAAUGAACUGCAUACUGAAAACAUUUGUACUCCCAAGUCGGAGCACAUGGCCAUUAUCCAAGAGCAGCUCACAGACAUAACACAUGGAUGCUGAAGAAAACAUAUUUAGUUUUUUUUUUUUUUUUUUUACUUUUGUAGUUACAAAAUGUUUCCUCCAAGGAGAUGGACUACAGAUUAAAGACUGUGACACAUAAGAACUGCUGCAACCUCCAUCUGCUGGCAAACUGUAAAUAAAGAUUUCUUUUAUUCAAAAUCA